Pseudomassariella vexata is the source of this 5268-nucleotide messenger RNA. RefSeq lists its product as uncharacterized. Gene Ontology annotation, cellular component: endoplasmic reticulum membrane. Lineage: Eukaryota; Fungi; Ascomycota; Sordariomycetes; Amphisphaeriales; Pseudomassariaceae. The coding region runs from base 1 to 5268 and encodes 1755 amino acids. The transcript has 2 exons. The record is from RefSeq and is a predicted model, not a curated record. Gene Ontology annotation, molecular function: zinc ion binding.
AUGCCUGACGCCGAAGCCUCGACGUCGGCCUCGAGCUCGGUCUCGGUGCCGACACCGCAGUCUGAAACCGCAGGCCCCGAAUCCAUAGUAGCAGACGUUGAUACUUGUCGAAUAUGCCGAGGUGAACAAACACCCGGGGAACCGCUGUUCUACCCCUGCAAGUGUAGCGGAAGCAUCAAGUACGUCCAUCAAGACUGCUUGAUGGAAUGGUUGUCACACUCGCAGAAGAAACAUUGCGAACUUUGCAAGACACCUUUUCGCUUCACCAAACUCUACUCGCCGAAUAUGCCCAAACGUCUUCCAUUCUACGUCUUCGCCAGUCACAUGGCCAAGUAUCUAUUUCGAAAUAUCCUGGUUUGGCUGCGAGCUGCCUUGGUAACUAGUGUCUGGCUGGGCUGGCUUCCUUACCUUAUGCGGAAGACGUGGUCGUUUUUGUUUUGGCUUAGUGACGAGGGUUUUGGCCAGGGCCCAUACUCGCUCUUCGAGGCAAGGAACUCUACGGCAGCUCAACUUCACGCCAUCGCCACGGCCCAGGGCCUCGAUAGUACCACCUGUCCUUCCAGUCCGCUCUACCCGGCUACCACAACCGCUGCCUCUAAGAGAGACAUUGCGGAGCGGUUGCCUAAUGUCCUGCGCGCAUUAGGGCAGCCCUUAAACGUGACGGCGAGCAACACUUUCGUUGCUUCCAUCGCACGCUUCCUCUUUGGCGAAGUCGCCUCGACCUCUGCGAAAGCCACGAAGCUGUCCCUGAAUACCACACAAACAGUUGAGCUCACAGCCCCUGUCCAUUCUCAGCAUUCUUCUCUCCUGGGCGACGUCGGAUUGUUGAAGAAUCUUACCCGGCACCCCGGCAUCAACCGAACCGUCAUUGCCGUGCUCGAGGGCCAGAUUAUAACGAUUCUCGUUAUAGUGUGCUUCAUCCUGAUCAUCCUGGUUCGAGACUAUGUGGUGCAGCAGCAACCCGAGAUCAACAUGCGCGCUGCCUUUGCGCAACACGAGAACAAUGUCAAUGGGGCUCCCAUAGAGGCACCGCACCCUGAGCUGCGUGGGCCAGACUCGGAUACGGAUGAAGGCCCCGGAGAUAACGAUUCUGUUACUGCCCAGUAUGAUGACAGGGAGGAUCAGCUGCCUGCUGGGCAGAGAAGGGGGGAUAUGGUCGAUCCGCAUGACGCCCAGCUAAGAACUAUGCAUGCAUUUAGACCACGCCUUCCACGUACAAGUACCCACGAAGAUGCUCCCAACGGCAAUGCAUACCGUGUUGACUCACACAAUCAAGACCAAAUUGCGGACUUGCUCCAGGCAGCACCAGGAGAUGAUUCCCAGAGUACCGUCCACCAGUAUUUGCGCAUCUAUCGACAAGCUGGAGGUGAUCAUCAAAAUAUUCUCCGCAUUAUUCGCGAGGAAGGCCUAGACGAGCGCCUUGCAUACUGGGUCAGCGUCACACAGGAGAUGCUGAAAAUGGCCAAUGAAUCCAAUGAAGGUAAUGGCGACGCAGGCCGAGCUGCCACACCCCCCGUGGAGCAGUACCAAAUUGGCCGAGGGUUCCCCACAACUUCCUCAUCUGGCGAAAAUCGAGUGCAAGACGAUGCUGAUGAAGAUGAGGUCGAGCCCACUACGAUGUGGGCUCGUGUUUGCGACACCGAGCCGGAUCAAUUCGAAGACCUCAAAGGCAAAGGGAAGGCGACUGAUGAAUAUCAGAAUACAUCAGAUGGAAGCUUAUCUGAUUGGGAAUCACCAUGGGCAUCAACUACGGCAGAGUCGCAGUGGCCCUCAGCCCAUAGACCACGUGCUGUCUCGGAUGGCCCCCAGCGCCACGAAGCUAUCAACCCCCUCGCCAAUAAUAGCUGGUCUUUUGCAAAUCUACCGGCUAACGGCAAUAGAGUACCAGCAGAUACGAUGGAGACCGAAGACGGGAACUGGAAAGACCGUGCGACUGAAUCAAACCCCUUCGUUCGCAACGAUGGCUUUACGAUGAAUGGUAUUUUGCCUGGUGAAAGUGCCGGCGCGCUGACCAGUGCACACGGAGACGACCAUGCAGCGAUAGCUCUUGACGACGAAGCCCCUGAACAAACCGAAUCAUCCCGAGAGGAGGAUGCGGGUUCUAUUGGGCUUCCAGACACAGCUGCCGAUCCUGUCAAUGAAGAUGUUCAGACGCCACCCGUAGCCCGUCAGCCUGCCGGACUCGUAGACAGAGUAGCUGAAUUCAUGUGGCGCGAUGUUGAGGCUGGGGAUGCUGAUGGCGCUGAAGCCGUCCACGCCCUUGAAUUAUUUGUUGACGAUGAGGAUGCGCCAUUUGCUGAUGCACUGCACAACGACGAAGACGAUGAUGAUGUUGAUGAGAUGGAUGCGGAGGUGGUAGAAGCUGCUGUCGCCGCUGGCAUCGAUCCGGAGGCUCUUGAAGACGCCGAAGAUUUUGACGGCAUUAUGGAGCUCAUUGGCAUGCGAGGGCCAAUCGCUGGUUUAUUCCAGAAUGCCAUCUUCUGCGGCUUCCUCGUGUCCAUCAGUAUCUUCUUGGGGAUUUUCAUACCCUACAAUCUCGGGCGGCUGGCUGUCUGGGUGAUUGCCAACCCAACGCGCAUCCUUCACAUGAUCUUCAGCUUUUCGAAAUUUGUCCAGGAUCUAGUGCUCAUGUUUGUCGGGUGGACAGCACAUAUCAGCUUUGGCUUCCUCGACUUCAUGCGUCGGCUCUUCAGGAUCGAUGAGGGUGCCAGCAUGUUUCAAAAUGCUGUUGCAGACUCCAAGAUGCUUAGCAGCAGUUCAUUUAAUCGGAUCAUGGACAGCUUCAUGUCAGAGCUGCCGUUCAUUACGGCAAGUGAGAUGCGGAACUUCUCGGCUAUCAGCCAUGAAGCUCUUAUCUCGGUGAAGGGGGAGAUACAUCAGUUUCUCUCGGGCAUCGUAAGUGCUAUCACGUUCGUGCUGGGCGGUAAUUACGCUUCCAAAUGGACAGUUGUAAGGAUGGAAACUACAGCAGCAGCACCGCUGGCUUGGGAUACCCUGAAGAACAUGACUGUGAUUGCUACGCAGCCCAGUUCAUGGGUCAUCAACCUGGACCAGCCCGAAUCGACCACAGCAAUCGACCCUGUGCUAGCAUACUGGGGCGCGAAAGACCGUACUCUCGCCAUUCUUGGCGGGUACCUUGCCGUAUCUAUUGUUGCUGGUCUAUACCUCGGCCGCGGAACACCUUUCUCUUCGAGCCAGACAGCGCAAGACUGGGAAGCCAGCGUCAUAGAUGCCCUCAAUCAGGCCAGUGGCGUGAUGAAGGUGAUUCUGAUUAUCAGUAUCGAGAUGCUCAUCUUCCCGCUUUACUGCGGUUUGUUACUCGACUUCGCUCUUCUGCCUCUCUUCGAAGGCGUGAGUUUGAAGAGCCGACUACUCUUCACUUAUAAUUAUCCACUCACGUCGAUCUUUGUACACUGGUUUGUAGGGACGGGAUAUAUGUUCCACUUCGCGCUGUUUGUGAGCAUGUGCCGUAAGAUCAUGCGCAAAGGCGUCUUGUAUUUCAUCAGAGAUCCUGACGAUCCGGAAUUCCAUCCCGUUCGUGAUGUUCUCGAACGCACUGUCACCACUCAAUUGCGCAAGAUCUUGUUUUCGGCUUUCGUUUAUGGGGCGCUCGUGGUCAUCUGUUUGGGCGGUGUCGUCUGGUCGUUGUCUCUCGCCCUUCCACAUGUCCUGCCCAUUCACUACAGUUCCAACGAACCUGUGCUAGAAUUCCCCAUCGACCUGUUGUUCUAUAACUUCUGCAUGCCCCUUGCCGUCAAGUUCUUCAAACCGAGUGAGGGAUUGAGCUUGAUGUACAGCUGGUGGUUCCGCAGAUGUGCCAGGGCGUUGAGGCUGACUUGGUUCCUGUUCGGCGACCGAAGAAUUGACGAAGAGGGUAUAUUAGUACUUGCUGACGAGGAAGCGAAGAACCUACCAUGGUACCGCAAGAUUUUCCUUGAGCUCCGUGAGGAUAGCAACACCGUCGCUCCGACGUCGUGGACCCACAUCAUCGAAGGCCACACACAGUUCAAACCUGGAAAAGACAAGCCGGCGGGACAUAUUCCAGCUGACAAAAUGAUUCCCAUGACCGUCGCCAAGAGGAACGUUGUCGAAUCUGGUCAACUGAUCCCAAAUGGACGAUUUGUUCACACGCCAGCUAGUGAUCAGGUUAAGAUCCCGAAGGGCCAUGCCGUAUUUCACGAGUUUGAUGAACGUGAUAUCUCUUCCGAUGGCUCUACAGAAAACAUUACGGAACUUUUCAAGGACGACAAGCAUUACCAAUUCGUUUACAUACCACCACACUUUCGCCUGCGGAUAUUCCUCUUUAUCCUCUCCAUCUGGCUGUUUGCGGCCAUUACUGGCGUGAGCUUCACCAUUGUCCCGCUUGUUUUCGGGCGGAGGGUAUUCAAAGCCCUGAUUCCGGCGCACAUCAGAACAAAUGAUGUUUACGCGUUCAGUAUUGGCGUAUACAUCCUCGGCUCGCUCUGCUACGCUUCGUGGCAUACACGCUUGAUCUUUGCCAGGAUGAGAGAAUGGGCUGCAGCUGUCAAUGGACGGCUUCCAAAUAUUGAUUCUGAAGCGGUCAACAACGCGACGGCAAUCGUUAAGCAUGCGGCAAAGCUUGCGUAUACUUACAUAACGCUCCUCGUGGUGUUCCCACUCCUAGUGACGCUGUUGGUGGAGCUCUACAUCCUCAUGCCCAUACAUGCCUGGAAGGCCUCCUCUCCCGACUCAGCGUCACGGAUACAUUUCGCCAAUGCUGAGAACGCGCACACCAUUCGUGUCAUUCAAGCCUGGACCCUGGGUCUUCUUUACCUGAAGCUUGGUGCGAGGGCACUGACGCUGUGUGGUGGCCGACCCGCCCAGGCGGUCAGAGCCGUAUUUAGAAGGGGCUGGACUGACCCCGACGUCGCCGUACUUACCCGGGCCUUUGUGCUUCCUGGCCUCGUCAUCUCUCUCCUUUUGAUCUUUGUCCCUCCCAGCACAGCGCACACUCUUCUGCGCUUCGGCUUGAUAGAGCACCCUGACGGUUGGGGCUCGGCUGGAACGGAAAAUUGGACCGUCUCGGUCUUCAGAUACAGCUACCCUGUCACCGCAUCAAUCGCACUUAAUCUUUGGAUUCUGAGUGGGGUUGUGCAUAUCCUCGCCGGCUGGAAGGCCAGGGUCAGGGACGAGGCGUACUUGAUUGGUGAGAGGUUGCAUAACUUUCAGGUUAUUACGCUCCCGUCUAAUUUGGCGGCGGGGAAGGGGACGAGGAAUGGCGCCUGGAGGAAUGGUGCGAGAUUGUGA